This is a messenger RNA of Oryza sativa Japonica Group (Japanese rice), 1370 nucleotides long. RefSeq names its product isoflavone reductase homolog IRL. Lineage: Eukaryota; Viridiplantae; Streptophyta; Magnoliopsida; Poales; Poaceae. The record is from RefSeq and is a predicted model, not a curated record. Gene Ontology annotation, molecular function: oxidoreductase activity.
UAGUGACGUGCGAACUGAAACGAGGGAGGCGAGGCUUAAUUGGUGGUGAUAGCGUUACGUUACUAACCAAAUUAAAAGGCCAUCAACGCGCGCAAUGGUCUCUCACACACGCUCGAUUGCAUAUUUGCAUUAGCUCUAGUUGUCUUGCUACCGAUCGAUCGAAUUCAUCAAUGGCAUCCGGUGGCGACCAGACGACGACGAAGAGCAGGAUCCUGGUGGUCGGCGGCACGGGGUACAUCGGCCGGCAUGUCGUUGCCGCGAGCGCGCGGCUGGGUCAUCCCACCACCGCCCUCGUCAGGGACCUCGCCCCCUCCGACCCCGCCAAGGCGCAGCUGCUCCACACCUUCCGCGACGCCGGCGUCACCCUCCUCCACGGCGACCUCCACGACCACGCCAGCCUGCUGCGCGCCGUCCGCGACGCCGACGUCGUCAUCUCCGCGGUGCGCGCGACCCAGGUCCCCGACCAGACCAGGCUCAUCGACGCCAUCAAGGAGGCCGGCGGCGGCCGCGUCCGGAGGUUCAUCCCCUCCGAGUUCGGCAUGGACCCGGGGCGCGGCGCCAGCGCGGCGGUGGAGCCGGUCAGGUCCAUGUACGGCAGCAAGGUGGGCAUCCGGCGCGCCGUGGAGGCGGCGGGCAUCCCGCACACGUACGUGGCGUGCAACUACUUCGCCGGAUUCGCGCUGCCGUCGAUCGGGCAGUUCAUGCCAAAGGCGGCACCCGUGGAUAGCGUGGUGAUCCUCGGGGAGGGGCACACCAAGGUGGUGUUCGUGGAGGAGGGGGACAUCGGCACGUACACGGUGCUGGCGGCGGUGGAUCCCCGGGCGGAGAACAAGACGCUGCACAUACGGCCGCCGGCGAACACCAUGUCGCACGACGAGCUGGUGAGCAUGUGGGAGAAGAAGACGGGGAAGAAGCUGGAGAGAGUGUACGUGCCCGAGGACGCCGUGCUCACCAAAAUCAAAGAGUUAGAGUACCCGAAGAACGUUUUGGUGUCGAUCGCGCACGCGGCCUACUGUAGAGGGGAGAUGAGCUCGCCGCUGGAUGAUCCGCAGGACGUGGAGGCCACUCAGCUCUACCCGGAAAUCCAAUAUACAACCGUUGACGAAUAUCUCAACACCCUCCUCUAAUUCAUUUCGUCAUGCAUCAUAUCACCCUAAAUAUGCAUGCGCCAAUAAAAACAAGUCUUGAUUUUAUUUUGUUCAUUGCUCCAUCUUCAGUCAGUGUCCACUGGUUUGUCUGUCAUGCAUGGAUCAUUUUUACUCUUCAAUUCAGUUCUGCAUUUCAGUUGAGCUGUUCAGCUGAGUGCCUUGAUUUGUACCACCUAUCUGCCUUGUUACAAAUUUAUGUCAAAGUCUUCUUGCUCUGGUACA